This is a messenger RNA of Trichoplusia ni (cabbage looper), 4029 nucleotides long. Its product is annotated as neural cell adhesion molecule 1-like. Gene Ontology annotation, molecular function: protein binding. The record is from RefSeq and is a predicted model, not a curated record. The coding region runs from base 423 to 1820 and encodes 465 amino acids. Gene Ontology annotation, cellular component: neuron projection. The transcript has 11 exons. NCBI's taxonomy places the organism in Eukaryota, Metazoa, Arthropoda, Insecta, Lepidoptera, Noctuidae.
AUGUCCUAUGUUCAACAGGAAUAUAAAAAAUAGUCAACACAGACUUUUCCAGACCAGUGUGGUUUUUUUUUACAAUUUAUGUUUCAUUUUUCUCUCCCAGGAAAUGCCAUCCUCAACCACGAUAUGAUAGUUUAUAUAACAUGUAAGUAACUUAUCGUAUGCAUUAAGUUUUAUUAUCAUUUUAAUAGGGGGGAGGUCAUUGGUUCGCGCAUGCGUGUCAAAAGGUUGCGAGUUCGUUCCUGCCGGAUGACCGCGGUAGUUCCACAACGAGACCGCUCGCAGUCUGCCGCAUUCACUUCCACGCCACACAUCGCCGCGUAAAAGUUUCCUAUCACAUAGUCAAGGGAUAUUUCAAAGUUUUCUCUAAAGGAACGUUCGUCAAGUUCUCUAUGUCGUGUACUGUGUAAGUUCGAAUCGUCGUCAUGCGGUGUUUGACAGCGGUGUUUUUCAUCGCCUUAGUUUGUUCAGUACGAGCUCAAGAUGAUCUACCAGAACCUUCACUCAAGAUAAUGGCGAGAUCGACAGUCUACAAUGUUGGUGAAACAAAAGCCAUCUUUUGUAAAGGACAAAACAUACCGCCAGAGUAUACUAUUCAAUGGUACUCCCCCUCGAACAAGAUAGUCGAGGAGCGAUCCACCAAGAAUAGCAGAGUGUUCGUGGAACGGAAGACUGAAGACAAUGGCGUCCUGGUGCCACUCAUCAUUCAUCGCAUUAAAAUUACGGACGGAGGCAACUGGACCUGCAGAGCAUCUCCGAAUCUCACUGAAACUAGAGAAUUUAUUGUUGGAGAAAAAGUGAACAUCGCAGAUAGAAACGUGACCUUGGAAGGUGAGGAAGGAAGGUCGAUCAAGUUGACUUGUGAGGCCAAUGGCUACCCCACGCCAGUCGUCGUCUGGUACAAGGACAAGCAGCAGAUUAAAGAUAAGGAAGACCCUAAGAAGUACACUAUUAAACAGGAUAACACUUUAGAGAUUAAGAAGCUGAAUCACGCUGAUGUUGGCCUCUAUGUUUGUAAAGUCAGGCAAAAGGCGUUGUCACAUUACACUGAGAAGACUGUCCAUCUUUCCGUUCAACAUAAACCUAUACUGUACAACAGCGACACGCAAAUGGUUUACACUAACCAGAGAUAUAAGACUGAAGAAGUUUAUGCCAUUUUAAAUGACACUAAGAACGUGACGUGCAGUGCUAUCGCCAACCCCCCACCCACUUACAGAUGGUACAGGAGGAGGAACAGCUUUGAUGAACCUAUCACAGACUCUGAAACGGUCGUCACUUCUGAAGAUGGAACCAGCUCUGUUCUCGUCUUAAGGAUCCGAGAUGACAGCUACUACGGUGAAUACAAGUGUUCUGCCAACAACACCAAGGGAACCGAAUCUAUCAUCUUUCACGUCAACCCUGGCUCCAAGCCUGAGCCCCCAGAUUCCGUGGAGCUCGCCGGGCGCAACUUAACUGAGCUGACGUUCAACGUUUCGUGUCCAUCCUGCAUCUUCGCUACAGGAGAAGAAGUUUCACCAAACCCCAAUAACUUGACUGUCCUUGGAUACAUUUUCCAACUUGCUCCUGCGAAGGAAGGUUAUCCAGCUGAUUGGGAUGAAGCACCCGAAUUCAGUUUGAACAUUGAAGAUCCUGAUGAUACCCUGUUCACGGUGGGGCCUCUCUCGAACAGCACGACGUACCACGUCCGUGUCCGCACCCGCAAUGCCGCCGGCAACUCCGAGUGGCUGGAGAUCGGUGACGCCAGCACCACUGAUGACGCAAUCAGGCUCACCGCCACACUCCUUAUCAUGAUUCCCGCCAUCAUUAUGCUCUUCUUUAAGUAAGCUUUGUAUGACGUGGGGAUACUUUGAGUUAUAUGUAUAAAAAGGUCUAAUGAUUGGUUAAAAUACGGUUUCUUUUUCGUCUUCGAGAAUUGGGCCAUGCGUUAAAGCUUUAUUAAUUAAGUAUGCUAAUAAAUUAUUUCUUAUUUCUCAAUAAAUUGAUUUCCGUGUUUUUGUGAAUCUCGUUAUUGAAUUACCAAGUAUUGAUAUACGUUCAAGUUUCAUUUUUUAUCUUUUAGUAUCAAAUUCUUAAACAUAUUUACCUACCUAUAUACGCCAAAGAUUAAGCCAAAUUCAUAACAACUUGUGUUUGUAAAAAUAUUUUUAAGUAAUAAUUUAUCCCCAUGACAUUCCAAAGCAAAUGUAGAUAGAUAAUGUUAAUUUAAAACAAAAUAAUUGUCUAUUAAUGAAGUUUUAAAUAAUUAAGUGUUCAAUUCUCUUACCAAAUAUUUAAACAGCCUGAAAUUAUAGUUUAAUGUAAGGUAACAUUGUAUUUAAUAACUGGAUAUGUGAAAAUGGGUGUUAGUUACAACUAGGACGAUGGAUUCGGGCUUAUUGUUACUUUGCAAGGAACUAUUGUAUAUUGUAUUGCUGUGAUGUGCAUAACCGUUAGAUAAGGCGUGCCCUGCUAAACAAAACAGUGUAAAUUCCAUCAGUCUUCUAAACCUCAACUUAUAAAUUACGAACUCGUUAGACGUUUUCGAAAUAGAAAUAAGUAUUUAUUGCAAAAUUGAAUUAUUUCUGAAGUCGAUAUAAUGAAAGCCAAACAAUUAAUUAAAAAGUUCGGAAUGAAAUUCAAGAUAAUCUGUACACUUGGAUGUCUCUUUGUAAAUAUUAAAGUACCUUAUAUUAUGUUAGCUGAGCGUUGAAGUAAUUUAGUUAUUUAGGUUAUCGCUUAUGUAAAGAAGUCAAUGGUAUACUUUUGGAACUAACAUAAUUAAAUAAGCUGUUUUCAACACACCCAUUUUAUAACGCAUUUUUUUUUUCGAUCCUAACUUUCAUAAAUGUUUAUUCUUCAAAAAUAAUACCAAUCUCACUUUACAGCUUUAUUAAUCAAAAUAGAAAACCAACUAUCGUGUUACAGAAUGCCUCUUCCGCCAACUCUUUAAAUGUUAGCUCCAAAAGUGAGAUGUACUCGUAGCUGGAACAAUCUCAACCAUACACCGAUGUAUGUGUAGUAUUUUAGGGUUAUAUUUUAAGUUCUUGUCGUUAGUAGUAAGUUUAAUUUUAAAACAACCUUAUUUAUAAACGAUUUGCUAUGUGUUCUUUUUAACACCAACUAUUUCUAAACGUAGCACAUUUGAUUUCGUUUUUAAAUAAGGUAGUAAAUGAUCACGAAAUCGAAUCCUUAACAUUAUGAACUAUGACAAUAUUUGUGCAGGUACUAUUUUAUUAGUUGGUUGUAAUUUUCUUUCACUUAUAAUACUAACCUAAACAAAAAGCGGUCAAUUUGAUGACUUAUUGCGUAAGUCCCAGUUCUACCAAUUUCUUGCAGGAAGACUGAUUAUAUUCUAUUGUAUAUUGUUUUCCUUUAUAUCGCUUCCUUAGAUAGGUUUACCUUAAUGAGCUGUAAAUGAUCGUUCUAAAUGAUCUUUGAGAAUGAUAAAUGUCAUGUAAAAUUGCUAUGGGCCAAUUACAUUAGCAAUUACAAUUGUCUUCGAUAUAAUUGCUACGAAGGGUCUUGUCGUGAAGCAUGUAGCGGCUUUAACUCCAUGUUGUGAUUUAAUAUUGAUUGUUUUACUUUAACUGAACGGACCCUUACCCAUUAGGCGUAUGUACCAUUAAAUAUUACUUUCAAAGUUAGCUUAAGAAGCUUCGUAUCACUAAAAUUAAGGGCUUGUUUGAGUCCACAAAAUGUGCUGCAUAACCUUACCUGAAGGACUUACAGCAUUCCUUAAAUUGAGUCUGCUAUAGUUGUGGAAGCAAGACGUCGAUCUAUGCAAUGUAGUGCUGUCUCGUUUCAACAACUUUGAGGGGCUCUCUCUAAGGGGUGUAGGUAAGCCCGCCGAAUCGUAUUUAAAUAAAUUUAUAAGUAGUUGAACAAAAAAUCAUUGUUUUAUAAAAUGUUUAUUGCCGUUUGUAACACUUGUACACGUUUCUGGUAAUUUCUACUGUGUACAUACAUAAUGUUGUCGGCUAAUGGUUUCAUAUACACUAAUUGUUAUGUUAAUUACACUGGUGUUUCUGCCUCUAAUAAAAUGGUUUAUAAAUA